Messenger RNA from Epinephelus fuscoguttatus (brown-marbled grouper), 5114 nucleotides. It is a transcript of the gene znf280d, whose product is annotated as zinc finger protein 280D. The record is from RefSeq and is a predicted model, not a curated record. The coding region runs from base 162 to 2798 and encodes 878 amino acids. Gene Ontology annotation, biological process: regulation of DNA-templated transcription. The transcript is spliced from 19 exons. Gene Ontology annotation, molecular function: DNA-binding transcription factor activity, RNA polymerase II-specific; RNA polymerase II cis-regulatory region sequence-specific DNA binding. NCBI's taxonomy places the organism in Eukaryota, Metazoa, Chordata, Actinopteri, Perciformes, Serranidae.
CGCUGCCUCGGGCUAGCUAUGCACUCUUCCCCCCCGUCCUGUGUGAAGUAGACCCGCACUACCUGAACUCUAUCGUGUCCAGACCACGGACUAGUGCUGAAGUUGGUAUCUAAACACGGUUCUGCCCUGAGACCAGAGGCUACGUGUAAGAGAGGUCCACGAUGUCUGAACUUUUUAUGGAGUGUGUCGAGGAGGAGCUGGAGCCGUGGCAGAAACAAGCUCCUGAAGUUCAUUUGAUAGAUGAUGAUGAUGAUGACGAUGAACCCAUCUUCGUAGGAGUGCUCUCUAAUAACCAGAAAGAUGCCAAGCCUAAACCUUCACCUCCUCAGAGUGCAGAGAAACAAGACGUAAAGCGUCCUGCUCCCAAGUCUGCCAUUGGUGCCUCACCAAUAAUGCUGCCCUUGAGUGUGGCUGGAAAUGCAGUGAAUACUGUGGUGCCCAAUCUGACAACAGUGACCCCCCAGCCUGUUAUUGUCAAUAACCAGGGCUUCAUAGUCGCCUCUCCGCAAUUGGCAAACAGCAGUGAGUUUAUUGCCUCUCUUGGGAGCCAGUACCCACCUGGGACUUCAUUUACAAUUGUACCAGCUGGUCAACAGCAGCUUUUUCAGCAGGUCUCCCCAGCCACGGUAAUACCUGGUGUUGUCCACCGGCCUCAGGUGCAACAAAUCAGCAACAACGUUGUGACGUUGUCUAACGUCCAAAGCCCUGCUGUGUAUUCAGCACAAUCUCACCAGCUGCAGCUCAACCGUUCCAAUCCACAACCUCUUCAGACCUUCUCUGCGCCUGCAAAGGCCAAUAACAAUAACAAAGAUCCAGUCCUAGUCAAACGAGGAUUACCACCACAGCCAGUAGACAACGCAGCAAAAAGAGCCAAGCUUGAUAUCGUGCCAACAAAAGUAAUUCUCCCUUUGGAUAAUGGGUAUAUGAAGAAAAAGUGCCCAAAGUGUCAAGAAGAAUUCCUUACACAGGAGGCCCUGAAAUUUCAUGUUGUGAGCUGCUGCGCAGUCGUGGAAUGUACAUCUCCAUCAGCCCUGAACGCUGCAAACAAGCGCAUCAUGCUGGUCUCAGAUUUCUACUACGGCCGGUUUAUGGGAGAUGGGAUGAAAAAGGAACAGAAGACCAACACCACGUUCAAGUGCCAGAGCUGUUUAAAAGUUCUCAAGAACAAUAUCAGGUUCAUGAAUCAUAUGAAGCACCACCUGGAGCUUGAAAAGCAGAACAGCGAGAGCUGGGAAAGCCACACAACUUGCCAGCACUGCUACCGACAGUACCUGACUCCGUUCCAGCUGCAGUGCCACAUCGAGAGCGCCCACAGCCCGAUCGAAUCCUCAACCAACUGCAAGAUAUGUGAGCUGGCGUUUGAGUCAGAGCAAGUUCUUCUGGAACACAUGAAGGACAAUCAUAAGCCCGGGGAAAUGCCCUACGUCUGCCAGGUCUGCAACUACCGGUCCUCCUUCUUCUCAGAUGUGGAGACACAUUUCCGAAGUGUCCAUGAAAACACGAAAGACCUGCUCUGUCCCUUCUGUCUCAAAGUUCUCAGAAGUAGUCAUAUGUACAUGCAACACUACAUGAAACAUCAGAAAAAAGGGAUCCAUCGCUGUGGAAAAUGCCGACUGAACUUUCUCACCUACAAGGAGAAACUGGAGCACAAGACUCACGUCCACAAGACUUUCAGAAAGCCUCAAGCCCUGGAAGGCCUUCCUCCAGGAACAAAGGUGACCAUUCGAGCAUCCCUCACGGGAAAGACACCCUCAUUGCCGACCUCCCCUGAUCGUCCGAGCUUUACUGUCACUCCAGAAAGUUUCAACCAGCAAACCAAACCUCCAGUCAGUGCGUCCAAGUCUAAGUCAAACUACUCUGCAGCAGGAAAAGCCAAGGCGACUCAGAGCAGCAAGAAGCAGAAUUGCCGGACCAGCAAGCACAACCUGGCACUCAGGAAUCUCAGAGUCAACGGAGGGCGGUACACGUGCAUCGAGUGCAACGGACAAGUUGAUGACUUCUUUUCUCAUUUCCCAAUGGCUUCAAAUUGUGGUGCGUGCAGAUAUCGGACAAGUUGCAAAGUUUCCAUUGGUAACCACAUGAUCAAGUUUCAUAGCACCAUAACCAAAAACAGAUUUUUGAAAAUGGAUUACAAGAGGAAUUCAUCUGCAUUAAAAUUGACGCUGGUCUGUCUCAACUGUGACCUCCUUGUGGAUGCAUCAGGCGGUGACCUGAUGACCAAACACUUAACUGAUAGACCCCAUCACAUAUGCAAAGUCAUUCAGGAGAGAGCAGAUAUCAAAGCCAAAGAUCGAUUAAAAAACUCUAAAAGAAAAGGGGUUGGUUUCACAGUGGCGCCCCCUGUCCAUGCAUUAACCAGUUGGGCCCCAUCUACAUCCUUACCUAUGAGUCUCCUGUCCAGGCAGCCAGCAAAAGUCAUGUUUGUCUUGACGCCACCGUCCGAUCAAAAACCAAAGGAAAUGGACUUAAAACCAGCUGAAAGCAUCACAUCUGAAAGCGUCAUAUCUGAAAGCGCCACAUCUGAAAGUGUUACUCCCGCCGCCGUUGAGCCACCAGAACCAGAGCCGAUGUUGCCAGCAGAUGAUAAGGAAAAGGAAAAGGAAUCCGCAGAGAUGAGUGUCAGUGAAGGUACCUCUGAAGGAGAAAAGCAAGCGUCACUUCCCGCUUUGUCAUCUUCCUGUACAUCAGAGGACGUUUUAGACCCCUGUGAAGAGUCAGUGGGUAACUCAGAGAGCGCAGUUGUCAAAGAGGAGCUCCCUGAACCCGAGGCUGAGGAACAACAAACUAAAACAGAAUGAACCUGUACAUUGACUGAACAAUGCAUAUGACACAUGAGAAGACUGCGCAGUUAUAGAUUUAAGAACAACUGUUUCAUCUGUCAUACCUCAGCAUUGUUUCUUUGUCUUUGUUUGGCGAGUCCAUUUUAAAAACCAUGAAAAAUAUUUUAUCAGAUUUUUUUUUACUCUUCUGUCAAACUUUAUUGCCUGAAUAGAUUAAAAGUAUCUUUGUAUUUAUGAACAAAACUACGUCACCUAAAGUCGUCAUAGCUGCCCUAUAACCUAUAUAGUGAAAGAAUUUGCAUAGUCAUACUUUUAAACAUCAGAAAUUAAACUUAAAUGACUGUGGCUCAUUUUAUAUUUCUUAAAGAUUUCACAAAGUGGUUGAUGUUGUCUGUAAGGAAACUCCAUCUGCCAUAAAGAGGACAGUUUUUGGCUUCCUGAUUGUCGAUGUCAGCUCAGAUCAUGUUUGAUUUGCUUAACUGAGAAAGAUGAACCCGUUUUUGAAUUUAAAAAAUCAACACGGUGGCACAGCAAAUAAAUGCUCAUGUUCUCUGGUGAUUUAUUGAUGCAAUUUAAAGGGUAACUUCAGUGCUUUAACCUGGACCCUGUUUUAUCAGAUCUUUGUGUACAAGUGACUAAUGGAGACAACAGCUUCUUUAAACUGGUCCAGUAUUUAGCAAGAGUGUUGCAGCCAGCAGCGCCGAAACAGGCUGCAGUGUAACCACUCGGGUCGCUUGGCAUAGUCAGUUUACAUCCACUAAAGGUGGUUGUUUCUGCCACUUACAUGCUCAGAUUAUUAUUUUAAAUGUCUGAUAAUAUCAUGUAAAGAAUCCUACAGAGAUAGACAUUUUUGUUAAAGAAUAAGAUCAUUUUUGUUCAUCCAGAAACAGCGCCCAAAUCCCUAUCAGCAAACUCCCCAGACUCCAUUUAAAUAAACAGUAAUUUAGUGUGUGUAGAGCCGGCAUAUUUUCACAUCUAACUCAGUUAAUUUGGGGUUUAUUUAAACCAAACCAGAGCUGGUGAUUGUUGGAAUAGUGGAAAGUCAACCCAAGAUGGUUUUUAUGAAUUUUAUUUUGUUUUUGUCAACUUUGAAUGAAGUGUGUUGUACAAUGAUAAAAUGACUGUUUAUGUAAAUGGAGUCUGGUGGGUUCUGGUGAUAGCGAUAUUGGGGCUGUUUCUAGUUAAAGAAAAAGGAUGGAGCAAGGGCCCGUUGAUGUUACAUUGCAGCUUAUUUUCAGUGGUCUAGCUCAAUCCUGGACCUGUUUCAUUGGAAAAGAGGGGUCCAGAUUGAAAGAUGACGAAGUUACUGUUUAAAUUCUCUUUGCAGUCCGUUUAAAAGUCAAAAUACAGAAACACACUUCCUACUUCCAUCAGAUUAAAUUCACAUUGGUAUCUUGAUUUAAGAUGUUUUUAAGUCAUCAUCAGGUCCUCGGUUUUUACCUUCCCUUAAUCUGUGGUUUGCUGUCAUUCUAUAACCUUUAAAUUAUGUUUUAUAUGCUCUGUUAUAUUGGAUUGAGGUUGCUAUAGCAACAACAUAUAUUAUCACUGAGAUGUUUACGUUGCUAGUAGAAAAUUCCUGGUUUGUGGCAGAAAUAAUGAUCUGUAAUUGAUGUGGUGCAGGUACAUUAUAUUGUUACCAGCUGCCUUUGAACAUCCCAGAGUAACGUGUAUCUCAACACUCAGAAAGUUCCUUUGAACUGUUAAGAAAUAUAUAGUGCAUGUAAAGAAAAUGCUAGCAUAAAAAAGAGAAAAAUUAAGCAGUGAUGGGAUAUUAGGUGGAAAAUAACCACAACUACUUGAGGAGUGAGCAGAAUAAUAUACCGUUGUACUCAAAUAGAUUUUAUUGUUUAAAUUUUGUUGUAUGUGCCAGCUUGUAAAAGAAAUGUAUACGGUUCUGGUGGAGGUACUCAGCACGACAUGAUAAAAUAACUUGAUAAAUCUGUCCACCGUUUUUUUACAUCCCAGCUGCAGGUUGAUAAAGUUGCCUUUUAUUUUGCAUCUAUGGUUUGAAAAAAAAAAAAAGGCUAAUUCCCUGUAGCUCUGUGAAUAUUUUAUACUGUAUGAUUUGUUUACUUUGUGUGACUUAAUAUCUCAAAAGUCAUUCUUUUUUUAAAAAAAGGGUUUUCACUUGUAUAUACAGUAUCUGUAGAGCAAGUCUGUAAAUGCACCUAUGUCUGUGAUGGCACCGUACAUGUAACCCCGAGUCUGUUUUGAAUACAUUCCUCUUCAGAUAUUGUGCUCUCCUUCGGACACAUUUUCCUCAGAGAUCUAUAAACUGGGUUUGGGUCAGUGUUUUCCUGUAGUUUGUUAUGUAAAUAAAUCUUUAAUACAAGA